GCUGGAGGGGGCGGGGCGGGACAUACGGUGGCCGGGACGGGGUUCGGGAGCCGCGAUCAGGAUGCCCGUUUAUGAGGCGGGAGAGUUAUGAGCUCGAAAGGCAAGAAGCGGGUGGUUCUGCCGACCCGGCCUGAACCACCCAGCGUGGAACAGAUCCUUGAGGACGUCAGGAGCACCCAGCCAUCUGAUCCCAUGUUUGUCCUUAUAGCAGAGUCCAAUAAAGACUUGCCAGCCCCUAGGAAGAAGGAGGAGUCUGAAGUGAUGAGCGAGCGCCUGUACCAGCAGAGUCAUUCUUACGUAGAGAUGAACCACCGGCUGCAGAAGGCCUGCAGUCUGCUGAAGGAGAAGUGCGAAGAGCUGAAGCAGGCGGGCGCGACUUUGGAACAGAAUAUCGUGGAAAUUAAGGAAAAGGCCUUGUGAGGUUGUCGGGCCUCUCUGGAAUGCCGAGACGCUGGGAGCAGAGACAAAAAGCUGGCCCAGGAGGGUUUGUGCUCGACAGUAAAAAGCCCCACCUCCUAGUCCUGACGCACUUCUCAAUGUGCGUUCAACUUUCACAGACGUCCCCAGUGUGGCUUCUUGUUUCUGUACCCAAAUCAUAGGGCCAGAAAGCCACCCAGCCAGUAACCCUGGUGUGCGCUUUGAUUUAAUGGAAGAUCUGGCACUGCUGCAUCUUGCCUGGAAUCUCCAAGAACCCGCCAAGCCUCAUGAAUGCAGCUUCACAAGAGUCGCCCCUCAUGCUCAUUGGAAACACUAGGGGGUAUGUGGGGGGGGGGUUCAUCUUUAAAGCUAAAAAUGCUCCAGGAUUUGCCUCCUAAUCUCUUCCCAGUGAACAGCCCUGAUCUCGUUGCUCAUGUUUGGAAGGGACUCUUGGACCAGGCAUUUCGUUGAGCCAUUAGGAGAACCUGAUGCCAAUUUCCAAAUGGCAAGCUUGAACCUGACCUGGCUGGGGUAAGCGUGGGCUCCGGGCAGCUGCUGGCUUUUCGUAAGCUGCGUGUCACCGUCUCAGGUGCCCAUGGUGACUGUUGGCAUGACGUCCCCCUCGCCCUCCAGGUUUACCUACGAUUUCUCCAUCUGGUACUGCCUCCAUGACGACAGUAUUGCUUCCUGCAUCUCCAUGUUGCUGAAAAAGCAAGGCCUCCGGGGUUAUGACGAGCACCAGGACCAAGUGGCAGGGACAUCCAUUCUCAUGACAGCCGCAGAGGUCAUCCAAGCUAGCAGGGUCGCUAUCGUCAUCUUGUCGGCCAGCUCGCUGGACGACCCCUGGUGUCAGCGCGUCGUGGAGUGGAACCUGCAUCAUGUGAUAGAGCAGGAGGGGACGAGGAUGAUCCCGAUUUACGUGGACGUGGAGAAAGAGCAGGUGCCUCUGGUUUUAAGGCAUCUUAACGAACUCGACUACAGAAACAAAUUCUUCGAGCGGAGGCUGCUGGAGAGCUUGAAAAGCAUCAUGCCUCCAGCUGGCCGAGCGAGGGCUGGGCGCCCCUCCAAAGCGACCAGCGCCAAAAGCAGAGCCAGCCGAUAGCAACUGGGACUUAGCAGCAGCAGCGCUGCCGCUGCGUGGAGAAACUGAGCCCCGGGGACUUGGCUUUGGUUGAUUCCUGCCAGGAGUGAUGCGGCGUGUCUUGCCCUGUUCGUUUGGCAUCCGGGGUUUGCUGUGGGCCCGUUGCGGUGUUGGCAGUGAACUAAUCUGCUUGGCUUUGUGCCUAGACUUGACGGUGAGAAGACUUAGAAAAUAAAGUUGUUGCUGGUGGGAGUUUGCCAUUAAAAUGCCGUGGGAAUCUAUAUGGAAUGUGAUCCAAGGCUGCUCGUAAAUCUCAUUAUUUAAUAAGCUCUUAUUAAAAUCCAGUCCUCAGAAAACUGAACGGACGAGUCUUUGUUAUGAGAGGGGCUGGGUAGGGAUAAGAUCAGAUCCUGCUGGGAGCCAUAAUGAGCUGUAAUCUCAGCUCUGACCCUGGCACCCCCUAACCCCCACCCAGCUUUUCACUGGCUGUGUCUGCCCUGGUAACUAACUGGUCGUCUCGCAAGGCUUUGCUACAGUGAUGCAGCUCACACUGGGCCUCUGGGAGCCCUGUCUGCACUAGCCGUUCCCAGUGCAGAUAGCAACAGAUGGCGAUGUCCCUAAAACUGCUGGUGUAAAGUAGGCCUGUGCCUCAGUUUCUUUCCAUCUGUGAAAUGGGUGUAACAAUGCUCCCCUGUUUUGAAGGGGAGGGGGAGUUGUGAGCACUAGUUAAAGUCUUUGAUUUCUUUGGAAGUCGUAAUAACCCCUUGUCCUUAUUUAGUGCUUUUCAGCACCAGAGCUCAAAGGAGGUCAGUCUCUUUAUCCCCAUCUUGUAGAUGGGGAAACUGAGGCACAGGGAGGGGGCGUGACUUGCCCGAGGACACAACUAGCACGCUAGUGGAAGAGCUGGGAAUAGAAUUUAGGUCUCUGGAAACCCAGACCCUUGUUCUGUCCACUAACUAAGUACCGUGGACCUGAAAAGCCUGAGCACUUUCCUUCAGAUCUCUGCUAGCACCUGGGUGUUGGCUCCACCCCAAUUUGCUCAUUGGGAUGUUGUGCUCCCUGCAGUUAAGACUCUUCAGUGAGCGUUGGUGGUUAAGACCUGGGUUUUACAUCUCAGAAAGAGCAGCAGAGCUCCGGGAGAGGAAUUGUUUUAUUACAUGCUACAAGCCCCAGCAGAGCUUCUUGCACGGGCUGGGUGCGGGGGAGGCGGUCAAAGGGGCAUGUUGCAGUCGGUCACAUAAGUGGUUGCGAAAAUGAAGGUAGCGGCGUAUCUCUUUAUCAUGACAAGGUCCAGGGCUGUGCAGUGGCUGAGAGCUGGUGCAUGGGUGUGACAGGGUGACGGGGGUUGGGCGAUGGGACUCUACGCUACAAACGUAGCUGGAUCGGGAAUGGUUCCAGCUUUGUAAUCAUGUUUGUGCCUAAAGAUGUGCUCCUGAGCGAGGAGUGCAAUAGAGAGGGAGUUAAGUGGCCUGAAACGGCAGGGGAGCAGUUUAUCUCUCUUACUUCUGUCAGGGCGUGUGGGCUGGGGGAUUAGGCCAUGUGUAUGUGUGGGGGGUUGUUGAGUAGAAUGUCACAGAGGUGUGGGAAUCUGGCCCCAAAGCUUUCAGGAAGCAUGUCGUGUAUUAGGCUUGUUUUUACACACUCGCUCUUGAGGGCUGAGUUCCUGUUUUUAUGGGGGUAGCGAGGUGAGCACAUGCUGUGUGGCAGCUCCUCUCCUCUCCCUGCCGGUAGCCUUGGCGUGUUUCAGCCGUUGGCACUCAGCUUCUUCCUCCCUCUGAAACAUCUCCCAGCCCCAGCGCGGCAACACUUUGCUUCCAGUGCCAUCCAGUUCUCACAAGCGGUGAAGAAAGGCCCUCGCCAAGGCGGUGGGUGCGACAGCCGCCUCCCGAGAGCCCUUUCUCCGCUGCAGAGGAGAUGUGACUGCGCUCAGGGAAGGAGCGGGGUGUAUAACUACGAGCGGAAAUCCCCCCCGGCAGAAGCGGUGGGGCGACGACUUCUGCAGACAGCUCAACGUGGCGGCAGCAUGAAGGCAGAUGGGAAAUUCCUCUUCCUGGUGCUGCUGCUCCUCCCCAUUGGGAAGACUGCAGGCCAGCUCCAGUCUUCGAUCAUUGGAGGCCGCGAAGCAUUGCCUCACUCCAGGCCCUACAUGGUGUCUAUCCACAAAGGAGGCCUUCCCGCCUGCGGGGGAGUCCUAGUCCACGCCCGCUGGGUGCUGACUGCU
Messenger RNA from Mauremys mutica (yellowpond turtle), 3719 nucleotides. RefSeq names its product chromosome 24 C19orf25 homolog (gene C24H19orf25). NCBI's taxonomy places the organism in Eukaryota, Metazoa, Chordata, Testudines, Geoemydidae. The transcript is spliced from 4 exons. Gene Ontology annotation, biological process: signal transduction. The record is from RefSeq and is a predicted model, not a curated record. Bases 88 to 420 code for a protein of 110 amino acids.